Tarenaya hassleriana is the source of this 2095-nucleotide messenger RNA. Its product is annotated as threonylcarbamoyladenosine tRNA methylthiotransferase. The transcript has 11 exons. Gene Ontology annotation, biological process: tRNA methylthiolation. The record is from RefSeq and is a predicted model, not a curated record. Lineage: Eukaryota; Viridiplantae; Streptophyta; Magnoliopsida; Brassicales; Cleomaceae. Gene Ontology annotation, molecular function: 4 iron, 4 sulfur cluster binding; tRNA (N(6)-L-threonylcarbamoyladenosine(37)-C(2))-methylthiotransferase activity. The coding region runs from base 42 to 1895 and encodes 617 amino acids. Gene Ontology annotation, cellular component: endoplasmic reticulum.
GCUCGUCGUUACGUCGCCGCCGUGGGAGAGAGAAGACGGCAAUGGAGGAUAUAGAAGAUUUGUUGAUCGCCGGCGGCGGCGGAGGAGCUCCUCCGGGUUUCAGAUUACCUUUGACGGCUGUCGGAAUAAAGCCAAAGACGAAUAAGACCAAACGUCUCCACUCCAAAGAUGAAAUUGGUAGUUCGGAUAAUAACGACUCGCUUUCUCCUCUGUCUUCCAAGAUCCCUGGAACUCAGACGAUAUAUAUCAAGACGUUCGGAUGCUCCCAUAACCAGAGUGAUAGUGAGUAUAUGGCUGGUCAGCUCACAGCAUUCGGCUAUGGGUUAUCGGAUAUUCCUGAGGAAGCUGACCUGUGGCUCAUUAACACCUGUACUGUGAAAUCUCCAAGUCAAUCUGCAAUGACCACUUUGAUAUCGAGAGGUAAAAGUGCGAAAAAGCCUCUCGUGAUUGCUGGAUGUGUUCCUCAGGGUAGUCGUGAUCUCAGAGAGCUGGAAGGUGUCAGCAUAGUCGGUGUUCAACAGAUAGAUCGCGUUGUAGAGAUUGUAGAUGAAACUCUUAAGGGUCAUGAAGUGCGGCUUCUGACCCGGAAGACUUUGCCCGCACUUGAUCUCCCAAAGGUAAGGAGGAACAAGUUCAUUGAAAUUCUUCCCAUUAAUGUUGGCUGUUUGGGUGCUUGUACUUAUUGCAAGACAAAGCAUGCUCGUGGUCACCUGGGAAGCUACACAGUCGAAAGUCUUGUUGAGCGUGUGAGAACUGUAAUAGCUGAAGGAGUGAAGGAGAUAUGGUUGAGCAGUGAGGACACUGGAGCAUAUGGUCGUGACAUUGGAGUUAAUCUUCCAAUACUUCUCAACGCUAUUGUAAAGGAACUACCUUCUGAUCAAAGCACGAUGCUGAGGAUUGGAAUGACUAAUCCUCCCUUUAUUCUCGAACACUUGAAAGAAAUAGCAGCUGUUUUAAGUCACCCCUGUGUAUACACCUUCCUUCAUGUGCCUGUACAAUCUGGCAGUGAUGCUGUCUUGACGGCCAUGAACCGAGAAUACACAGUGGCCGACUUCAGGAAAGUGGUGGAUACCUUAACGGAACUUGUACCGGGAAUGCAGAUUGCUACUGAUAUAAUAUGUGGCUUCCCUGGUGAAACUGAUGAAGAUUUUGCACAAACAGUUACUCUGAUCAAGGAAUACAAGUUUUCUCAAGUUCAUAUAUCUCAGUUUUACCCCCGGCCAGGGACACCAGCAGCGAGGAUGAAGAAGGUCCCGAGUAAUAUCGUGAAGCAGCGAAGCCGUGAAUUGACUAAUGUCUUUGAAGCUUUUACACCUUACACAGAAAUGGUGGGCAGAGAAGAGAGAAUUUGGAUCACAGAAAUAGCAACAGAUGGAGUUAAUUUGGUUGGGCAUACCAAAGGUUACAUACAGGUCCUAGUUGCUGCACCUGAAAGCAUGCUUGGAACUAUAGCUACCGUUAAGAUAACGUCCGUUGGAAGAUGGUCUGUAUUUGCGGAGGUUAUUGAGACGUUCGACCAUCCAAAUGAAGAGACUCGGCCUCGCGAAAGGCCAUCUUCUCCUCGUGCCGAUACAUGUGAGACUUGCACUUGCUCUGCUGAGAGCUGUGGAGGACAGAAGAUAGAAGAGGUCUGUGAUGUUUCGGGAGAUCUAUCACCACCAAAUCAAAUUGGAAGAAGCUUGUUUGGACGGUUCUUGAGGAGACGGAACAAGCAGGUCCAUGAAAGAUCGGAGAAAGAGAUCUUAGUGUCCAUGGAAAAGCAAGAAGCUACAGAGACAAGCGUGACUCAUUGGGGUAUCGUCGAUAAGGCUCUUCUAUGUGGAAUGGUCAUCAGCACCCUCACCAUUGUCGUCUUGCUGAUUAGCAUAGGAUCUAGGGUUUUGCUACAACAGUGAAUUCCCGUCGGAUCAAUAGAUUCGUUAAAGUAAAUCGAUACUGAGCAGGGUUUUGUCCAAUGCUCAAUCUGAAUGUGUAUUCUGCAGAGUCUGGACCAAAGCCCUCGCUUCUCUGCUCUUCUUUUCCCUCUACAAAUUUCUUGUUUUCUGAUAACACUUCAAUUACAAUGAUGUUUUAUUUACUGAGAUAAUUGUUUUCA